UGGCCGAUGGGUAAAAUAUUUGAAAACAGUUGGUGCUAGAAAUGUCGCCGACGAAUUCUGCGUCAAAUGCGAAGUUUGGUUUGAAGAAAUCUGUGUUCUGUGGCUGUUAGCUGACAUGAAAGGAACAGUCAAACGGAAGGUGCUGACAUCUGGGAGGCUGAGUGGAGGGGUCAAAGUUCAACCAGUCAGGAGGAAAGGGACUGAUGAUCCAGGAGCAGCAGGACGCCCUGAACUAUCGUACUCUUUAUAUUCGACUGACUCUGAAGACCAGGUCAUUACUCUGCAUAAAGGCCUGGACCGCUGUGCUGCUUUGCUCAACGGUAUUUUAGAGGCUGAGGCAGUCGAUCGUCCUCAGACGGUGAAGGAUGGAUCUGCUAAACCCAGGUCCACCUCGUCAGUCGGAAAGAAAACCACAAAGAAACAAAUACCAAAGAAAGACCAGAAGCCCCAUAGUGGACCAGGUAGACCCAGACCCAGACCUGGACCACAUCAGUCCAGUCCAGCUCCACACACCGGAGUCAAGCUUCAUCUGUCCAAAAAACAACGCCAUGACCUGCAGUUGUCAAAAAGCCAAAUAUCGGAGCCCCGCCCCCCACCCACUAGCCCCACCUCCCUACCCCAGGCCCCUCCCACCCCUCAGGGGGCUGUAGGGCCCUCAGAUCGGCACCAGGACGAAUGUGGACGACCGACAGAACUGUGUGAGACGGCGCAUGGCGGUGGACAGGUGGACGCUGUAGAGACGGAUCGGAAACUGGAGACGGUUCAACGUCUGAUGGAUGAACUCCGAGCUCUGAUUGGACGAGACAGCAUUGUCGAAACUCUCCUUGAUCAUCUGGAACUGGCUGUGUCUGCGUCAAAUCAUGAACUACAACUGCACAACCACGACAAACAAACACACAGGAAUGCGAUGCUUCUGAGAGAACAGUUAAAGACGAUGGAUUUAGACAAAGAGCAGAGAACACAGAAUCUACAGGAGUCAAACGUGACGGUUCUCCGUGACGAACUGGCCGCCGCUCGGUGCGAACUCCACCGGCUCAGAGACGACGUGACAGAACUACGGAAAGACCUGAAGGACACACAGAACCGACUGACGGACAGAGAGACGGACAACCGGCUCCUGAGGACAGAGUUGGACAGAACCAGGAAACAUCUGCAGGACAGUGUUCACCAUCAGUCGCAGCUGUCGAUGCUGGUUCAGCAAAGACAGGAGGAGGUUGAAAAGCUCCAGAGGGUUCUGCACCUACACCAGUGGGGUCCAACGGGGCCCCCCCAGGACCGCAUCCACCAGUAUCUGAUGUCUCUGGGCCAGCAGGACCCCGCCCACCCUGAGGAGGAGGUGGGCGUGGCUACAGAGACAGACGGACAGAAAGCAGAGGACAAACGGACAGACUCUGCAUCGCUCAGACGGUCGUCACGUCCCGAUCACGUGGACCAAUCACACGGCGAGAAGCGCAGGUCUGUGUCCGAGUGCGACGUCGAGUCUGUAACGUACGACUGGAGCGUCAGGUCAGAGUCGACCUUUGACACCAGGGCGGAGACGGCCUUCAGAGACGGCCUGGCGGCGCUGGACGCCAGCAUCGCCAGUCUGCAGAAGACCAUCCAGAUGGAUUUAGUAAGAUGACACACACGCACGAGGGUUUAGUUCACACGAGGGUUUGAAUGGAUGUUCUGAAGGAUAGAACGCACUAACGAUUAUGUGAUGCAUUUAAUAUUGGAAAUAAAGAACACUAUGAAACCAA
Messenger RNA from Sphaeramia orbicularis (orbiculate cardinalfish), 1739 nucleotides. It is a transcript of the gene ccdc14, whose product is annotated as coiled-coil domain containing 14. The coding region runs from base 116 to 1621 and encodes 501 amino acids. Gene Ontology annotation, biological process: protein localization to centrosome. Gene Ontology annotation, cellular component: centriolar satellite. The record is from RefSeq and is a predicted model, not a curated record. The transcript has 11 exons. NCBI's taxonomy places the organism in Eukaryota, Metazoa, Chordata, Actinopteri, Kurtiformes, Apogonidae.